This is a messenger RNA of Trichoderma gamsii, 672 nucleotides long. RefSeq lists its product as hypothetical. The transcript has a single exon. The record is from RefSeq and is a predicted model, not a curated record. NCBI's taxonomy places the organism in Eukaryota, Fungi, Ascomycota, Sordariomycetes, Hypocreales, Hypocreaceae. Bases 1 to 672 code for a protein of 223 amino acids.
AUGGCUUCUUUCUCUUCUUCUUCGUCCUCUUCCAGGCCUCCUAGAUCCGCCCAAGGCAUCCCCACCAUCAACCACCUCUACUCCAUCAACCGCCUCUCGCCGCCCCAGCCCUCAUCGCAAUACGCUCCCCCUCACAAGAUCACCCCCAAUAAAGAAAUCAACGACCGCGUCUGCCUCGUCCGCGCAGACAUCACCACCCUCCCUGUAGACGCCAUCGUCAACGCCGCAAACACCUCCCUCCGCGGCGGCGGCGGUGUUGACGGCGCCAUCCACGCCGCCGCCGGCUCGAAGCUCGUGCGCGAGUGCAUCACCAAGUAUCCAGACGGCUGCGACACCGGCCAGGCCGUCAUCACCGGCGGAUACAACCUCCCCGCCAAACACGUCAUCCACACCGUGGGCCCCAUCUUCCGCAGCUCGAGGGUGAGCCAACCGCUCCUGCAGAGCUGCUACCUGCAGAGCCUCAAGGUCGCCGAGGAGAAUGGCUGCUCUAGCAUUGCCUUCAGUGCCGUUAGCACUGGCAUUUACGGGUAUCCGAGCAACAUGGCAUGUGCUGUCGCCUGUGAUGCAGUGAGAACGUAUCUUGAGCAGGACACAACGAAUCAGAUUAAAAAAGUGGUGUUUGUGACAUUUCUAGACAAGGAUGUGAAUGCAUACAACAAUAUACUUCCGUAA